AUUCUGCGCACCAUGACUGUUUGGUAAUUCAUGAAUCUCCACUUCUUUUACAGCAUGAGAGACAAAAUUUUCCGUGAUGGCGACAUGACACUUUUCCCCGUACAAUCAUCCAUGGACAUUAUACAGGUGCGCCACGCCCUUCCUGCCUACCUACUCUCCUCCACUUUACCAGAUUCUUCUUCUGUCGUUUGGCGGAUUGAAUUUUAUGCAGAACAUAAUCAUGAGAUUUCUUGGCACUGGCGACAACAAAAGAAGGUUUGUUCACACUACAUACAUCAAAUCUCUGGUUCGUUUCGAUUUCUCUCCCACGCCUAGGUACCUUUUGACCUGCGAAUCGCCUUUCACAGGCCAGAGAGCACUGUUCAUUUUCGAAAAAAAGUUAAAAGGCGCGCGACAACUGAGAAAUGGUAAUUCAAGUCAAUAUAAAAGUGCACAUAAAGGUUUGGCCUUAAAAUUAAUUAGGGUUACAACAGUUUGGGGACAGGCGCAGAAAAUUCUGCGCCGUACGCAUAAUUAAAGAGGAGAACGGAGGAGGACGGCGGCCGUCAGGCGCGGUGUCGCCCUCGCAUGCAGUAUCUCUUAACGGCUGUUAAAUUGAAACCCUGACAGGCCUCGGGUGAAACAAAUUUCUUUGCGAGAAUUUUGAGAAUAAGUAAAAUAUGUCACUGUGCUAAUUGAUGUCGGUAAAUAAUUUAUGACAGUUAUCCAUGGAAGACAGCCUUUGAAAAGCGAAUACAGUUCAGAUUAAAAAAGAAAACAUCAAAGAGCAAAUACGGUCAUUUACGGCCUUGAAAUUUAAACCUUCUUCGUUAAAGUGAAGGACAAGGAGGACGUGCGAAAAGGAAAAGCGGAGUGGAAGUAUGACAGAAAGGAAGAUAGAAAGGGAAAGAUAUACGGUAAACAACGCAAAGCCAAAGAAGAAGAAUGUGUAGGAUUUGAAUUUUACUGAGGUUUUGGUUACGGCCUCGCUAAAUUUCAGAGUUAUUCUCCUUCUGGAGACAUUAUUCGGGGAAGGAAUCUCGACAAUAUCGAUGCGACAAACUGUUUGAGUUUGCGGCUCCCUAAAAUAUUUUGAAAACUUGUGUGAUUCAAGUAAGCAUACGAGAACUGUUUUUGAUUUUUUUUUUGUCCCUAGGCGCCGAAUAGAGAUUCAGAUCAUUUUCGGUAAGGCAAUAGUUGGCAAUCACACGUUGAGGAUUUUGUGUAGGUGGAGACUGGACAUACUGUUUUUAUCUUUCAUAUUUCAUUUCGGUAUUGGAGCUUGACAGGUGAGAUGGAGAGGCGAGGAGCGAAAAGGAUUUAAAGCUGUGCAAAUGAAAACUGCUUUUCCGAAACUUGCAGAUCCAGGGAUAAGUUCGCACUGCGUUUUCUCAAGGGUAUUUUGCUUGGAAUAGCAGGCCUACUUCUUCAUCGCUUUCAACAUGCAACCCUCAAGAAGCAGAAGCAGAUCGAUGCAUCCCCCGGCAAGUGAAAUCACGUAUUCGACCUGGUCCGCUCUCGGAGCUGCAUGUACCGCCUACCAGAGCAACAACAGCACGGCUCAAGGGUCUGUAGCGCCCUUCCAUGUGUCCAGGGUCCGCGACCAGAUGGCCGUAAUGGGAGGAGCUUACUCUUCUGCUUCAUCUUCGUUUUCGGGGUUUGGGGUACCGCUGCAACUUUCGUAUGAUCAAAGCAUGAGCGGAUCGUCCCUUGUUCUUCAGAGGAAGAUGACGCCGCAGGAGAUUGUGGAAGCCAAAGCCCUAGCCGCCUCCAAGAGCCACAGCGAGGCCGAGCGCCGGAGGCGGGAACGCAUCAACGCUCACCUUGCCACCCUUCGCAGUCUGCUUCCCAGUGCCAUCAAGACGGAUAAAGCUUCUCUGCUAGCGGAAGUAAUCGAGCAUGUCAAAGAACUGAAACGGAUGGCGUCAGACAUAGAGCAAGGGAGUCCCUUACCGGAUGAGGCGGACCAAGUGUGCGUGGAUUCGGAGGGGGAAGGGCUGCUGAUACGCGCUUCCUUGUGCUGUGAUGACCGCCCGGAGCUCUUGACGGAUGUCAUUAAAACCCUAAGGGCUCUUCGCCUGCGCGCAGUCAAGGCGGAGAUGUCUACCCUAGGCGGUAGGGUCAAGAAUGUCUUUCUUGUCACAAACAAUGAGGACGAGGAAGACGAGAAUCCAAAUCCCUCCGUUUCGACCAUCCAAGAGGCCCUGAAAGCGCUUCUGGAAAGGCGGAAUUCUGCUCAGGUUUCUCUUGCUGCUGGAAAUAAACGGCAACGUCAGGUAGGCUAGUUCAGCCUUGACAAUACAAGCUUGUGACUCCUAAACUUCCUUACAGAUCUUCCGACUUUCAUUAUCCAGGACGCAGGAGCAUCGAUCUAACGUAAGCGCUUUUGGUUUGAAAGAUUUAUUAUUUGUGAUCACAGUCGGCUUUUGCUUGUGCAUAUAAAAUAUUCUACCGGCUGUUUUCUGUUAAAAGCAGCUGGACUACUGAUAUUAUGCUUGUGUUGUGCCUGGAAGCCUAAACAGUAUAUAUUUAUAACUAUUUAAGAAAGAAUGGUCUAAAAAACAUCGGAUGGCGUGAUUUAGGCAUAAGGUUGCCAUUGUCAUGUUGGAAUCCAUCCAGUCCAGAGCUCCAUAAGAAUCUAUUUCCUGUCCUCCUCCUCCCUCCUUAAAUAAACUUUGAUCAAGUAUUUGAUAUUUCCACAGUUAUUUAGCUAGCAUACUGAUGAUAGAUCUGACUACCAUCCUGCUGAUAGAUCAGGAAAUAUGGUCACUCAAAACUUGCACACAAUUUUCUGCCAAAAACUUGCUGAUUUGUUAAGCUUUGAAUUUUGUUUUAGUUAGAUUAGUAAUAUUGGAUAAACAAACAGAAUGAAAUGAAAUAUAUAUUACAUGUUUUCUUUCAAAGACAA
Molecule: messenger RNA, 2887 nt
Organism: Cryptomeria japonica (Japanese cedar)
Lineage: Eukaryota; Viridiplantae; Streptophyta; Pinopsida; Cupressales; Cupressaceae
Product: transcription factor bHLH30
Exons: 3
Coding region: 1422-2264 (280 amino acids)
Biological process (GO): regulation of DNA-templated transcription
Molecular function (GO): DNA-binding transcription factor activity; protein dimerization activity
Source: RefSeq, a predicted model, not a curated record